AUGGGGCCGCUUCGAUCAGUCCAUGGACAGGUCAAAGCACAUUUUGCUCAAGCUCUGCAUGAUGCUUUUCCAUCAGUUCAACAAGAUGCCGCUGUUGUGAAAGGGAAUCCCAAGUAUGGAGACUACCAAUGCAACAACGCCAUGACAAUCUUCAAGGAGCAUGGCGCAGGAUUGGGCUUCAAGAAUCCCAUGCAGGUUGCAGAAGCCAUCAGGUCGGCCCUGCCCGCGAAUGACAUCCUUGGAGAGAUCACUGUUGCGCCGCAGGGCUUCGUAACCGUCAAAGUGAAAGAGGAAUGGAUUUGCAGAGAGGUAGGGCAGAUAUUGCAGGGUGACGUUGAGUACACGGAUUUGCCCAGAAAGAGAGUUGUUGUGGAUUAUUCGUCUCCAAACAUUGCCAAAGAGAUGCAUGUCGGUCACCUCAGGUCCACGAUCAUUGGCGAGUCCAUUCGCCGAGUUCUGGAGUUUUGUGGCCAUGAAGUCCAUGGCCUCAACCAUGUUGGUGAUUGGGGCACUCAGUUUGGCAUGCUCAUCGAGUACAUGAAAGAAGCAUAUCCCAACUUUCAGGAACAGCUUCCUGAAGUGCACGACCUCCAAGAGUUUUACAAGGCAUCCAAGAAAAGGUUCGACGAAGAUGCCGAGUUCAAGUCCCGUGCGCAGCUUGCAGUUGUGGACCUACAAGCUGGUGGAGUUUUCGCAACGUCGGCUUGGCAAAAGAUCUGUGAGGUCAGUAGAGUGGCCUUCAACAGGAUAUAUAGGAGGCUCGACAUUUCCAUUGAGGAGCGAGGCGAGUCCUUCUACAAUUCUUUGAUCCCACCGCUUGUAGAGGAGCUGAAGGUCCGUGGAAUCUGCAAAGAGAGCGAAGGGGCGAUGUGCAUUUUCACGCCCAGCGUCUCCACGAUCCCUCUGAUGGCUGUCAAAUCUGAUGGAGGUUUUGGUUAUGACUCGACAGAUCUGGCCGCCGUUUAUCAUCGGCUUUUUGUGAUGAGGGCUGACUGGGUCAUCUAUGUGACUGACCUGGGGCAGGAGCAACACUUUCACAUGAUAUUUGAUGCUGCCAGACAGGCAGGAUGGCACAGUCCCCCUUUAACUCGCUGCGACCAUAUGGGCUUUGGAGUGAUCCAGGGCGAGGACAAGAAAAAGUUCAAGACCAGGUCAGGUGAGACCGUCAAACUCAGCGACUUGCUGGAUGAGGCCGUGCAGCGUGCAAGCCAGGAAAUCAAAAGCCGAGUUGAAGAGCAGCAGAAGAAUGGCGGCGAAGCUUUCCUCACAGAUCCCAAGGAGCAGGAGGAUGCCGCUGAAAAAAUUGGAAUGGCAGCCGUGCGAUAUUUCGACAUGAAGCAGAACCGCACAACGAACUAUGUGUUUAAUUGGGACCGCAUGCUUGAUGCUAAGGGCAAUUCAGCCGUCUUCUUGUUCUAUGCCUACGCAAGGAUUCGAUCCAUCCAGCGCAAGUCCGGCACCGACGCGAACAGCAUCCCCUCCACCUGUCUCGAGUUAAAACAUCCUGCAGAACGGGAUCUUGCGUUGAAGCUUCUGCAGUUCCCCGAAGUCAUCGAGGCAAUUCUCGCUGAUCUUCAUCUGCACCACCUCACGGACUACUUGUGGGAGCUGUGCAACACCCUCACUGGAUUCUACAUGAACUGCAAAGUCUUGGGCGAAGCAGCGCAGUCGAGCCGACUGCUCCUGUGCGAGGCCACCAGAAAGGUUCUCCUGAAAAGCUUCCAGCUUCUCGGAUUCACGCCGCUGGACAAGAUUUGA
This is a messenger RNA of Symbiodinium pilosum, 1758 nucleotides long. The record is from the annotation of a GenBank genome assembly. Lineage: Eukaryota; Dinophyceae; Suessiales; Symbiodiniaceae.